Lagopus muta (rock ptarmigan) is the source of this 1553-nucleotide messenger RNA. RefSeq lists its product as uncharacterized. The transcript is spliced from 8 exons. The coding region runs from base 124 to 1065 and encodes 313 amino acids. The record is from RefSeq and is a predicted model, not a curated record. NCBI's taxonomy places the organism in Eukaryota, Metazoa, Chordata, Aves, Galliformes, Phasianidae.
UGCGCCUGCGAGAAGACGGAAGGAUCAAGCCAUCAUCAAGGAAGAUUAGAAUUUGGAGCCAGGACCCACACCAAGUCUCUAGAUCCCUUGCCUCUUGGGGCAGUGGGGAGGAGAAGAUCUGGUAUGCUGGCUGUUGAUGGAAUGACUUCUUCUGGUCCAGGUUCCUGGUUCACCACAGAGGAUGCAAUGAGGAAACCAGUGCAUUCGAAGCCGCCUGUGUCGCUGGGUAUGUACAGGAGCAUGUACAAGAAGGAGUACAAAUGGCAUGAGGAAAACAAACCACCCACUGAGGAGGACGUGAAGAAGCUCAGAGCCAAGGAGUUUGCCGUGCCCCAAGAGCCACGGGCAAUGCCAUACUAUGACAAAGCUCUCGGGGAAGGGAGGGAUGUCACACAAAGUGAGAAGCAAGAAGGCAUUGACCUCAGUCCCAGUGUGCUGCAGCAGGCUCAUGAAGAGCAGAGAAAGCACUUCAGUUCAGACCUCCCCCUUGCAGAAAGCCGUGCACCAAAGCAGUACCUCACCACUGAACUGACAGCAACCCAGGCGGACAGACCAGAGAAGCCACAGGCUUUCAGUGGGCUGGAAAAGGAACUGUCUUCUUCCCAGCACCUUCAAGCUGCUGUUGGUGGCCCAGGAGCAACAGGGAUGUUGCUGUAUAGGCAGAAGCUGGAUCCCACCUGGGGUACCUACCAGCACUUCAUGCUGGAGACAGGCCAGGCCCUGCGAGAUGAGGCUCAGCAAAACAAGAAUGUGGCCCUGUCCUCAUCGGUUUUGAUGGAAGAGUGCUGUGACCAUGACUGCAGAAGUACCUACAGCACCGACUUCCAGCACCAGCCUGCAGCCUGCACUGGAAGCUGUAUAGCAAAUAAGAAUCUAUCUCACAUUUUCACUGAAGAUGAACGCUUCCACCACAACCACUGGGUGUCUGAGUACAAGGACAACUACAGCAUUUACUUGCAGAAGCUGAACUGGGCAUCUCAAGGCCACACUGCAGAGCUUGGCUCUGCCUUGAAGCCCCAAGGGCUGCCUUCCCAGGGUGAGGUUUCACCAGACACAGCCCAGUGAGUGCUGCUGCACGCUCCCUGUUCUCCAAGCUGAGGGAGAUUUUCCACCAGAGAUCCUGGAAGCCUGGAAACCUCUAUUCCAAACCCACCGUUACCAAAUAUUUUUCAAGUGUCCAGCAGAAACGUUUUUACACACAUAUUUCAUGAAGAAACCUGAGCUUUCCUCAUUGUCAGAAAUAGAAAGGGUUUUUUGGACAGUGCAGAACUAAAAGCACUCAUCAAAGUUAAGUUUAUGUACUUAUUAAAAAAAAAUCUGUGUUCAUUUACUGUCUUAAAAGCCUUUUGAAUGUUACUGAGAGCAGCCAGCGUUGAUUUUGCUGUGUGUUUUUGGGGUUUAGGGUAAUAUCAAGGAUUUGUGGAAGGAGCGAGGCUGCUACCAGCCUGAAGGUGGCAUUGCAGGGCUGCAGAUGCAUGGAAGGUUCUGGGAAUGGCUGGUGGCCCUGAUCCCACCCAGCUCUGCUUUGGGAUCUUUUGAGUGGGCACCAAAAG